Molecule: messenger RNA, 3308 nt
Organism: Balaenoptera musculus (blue whale)
Lineage: Eukaryota; Metazoa; Chordata; Mammalia; Artiodactyla; Balaenopteridae
Gene: ZNF598
Product: zinc finger protein 598, E3 ubiquitin ligase
Biological process (GO): rescue of stalled cytosolic ribosome; protein ubiquitination
Molecular function (GO): ribosome binding; ubiquitin protein ligase activity
Source: RefSeq, a predicted model, not a curated record
CCAGGAAGGGGCGGGCCCGCUGGGAGCCAGUCGGUCCCGCGCCCAGCCGCGCCGGCCGGGAGGGGGCCGGAUCGCGGACCAUGGCGGCGACGGCGGGCCCGGAGGGAAGGCGCGGGGCCCUGGAGGCGGCGGUGGCGGCACCUGAGCGGGGCGGCGGGAGCUGCGUGCUGUGCUGCGGGGACCUGGAGGCCACGGCGCUGGGCCGCUGCGACCACCCGGUGUGCUACCGCUGCUCCACCAAGAUGCGGGUGCUGUGCGAGCAGCGCUACUGCGCCGUGUGCCGCGAGGAGCUGCGCCAGGUGGUCUUUGGGAAGAAGCUUCCUACCUUUGCCACAAUCCCUAUCCAUCAGCUUCAGCAUGAGAAGAAGUAUGACAUCUACUUUGCUGAUGGAAAAGUGUUUGCCUUGUACAGGCAGCUGCUGCAGCACGAGUGCCCACGGUGUCCUGAGCUGCCGCCUUUCGGCCUCUUUGGGGACCUGGAGCAGCAUAUGCGGAAGCAACAUGAGCUAUUCUGCUGCAAGCUGUGCCUCAAACACCUCAAGAUCUUCACAUACGAGCGCAAGUGGUACUCGCGCAAGGACCUGGCUCGGCACCGCAUGCAGGGGGACCCCGACGACACGUCGCACCGUGGGCACCCGCUCUGCAAGUUCUGUGACGAGCGCUACCUGGAUAACGACGAGCUGCUCAAGCACCUGCGUCGCGACCACUACUUCUGCCACUUCUGCGACUCAGAUGGGGCCCAGGACUACUACGCGGACACGGCGUAUCUGCGUGAGCACUUCCGAGAAAAGAACUUUCUGUGCGAGGAGGGUCGCUGCAGCACCGAGCAGUCCCACGCAUUCCGCACGGAGAUCGACCUCAAAGCCCACAGGACGGCCUGCCACAGCCUGAGCCGCGCCGAGGCCCGCCAGAACCGCCAGAUCGACCUGCAGUUCAGCUACACGCCGCGGCACUCGCGCCGGAACGAGGGGGUCGUUGGUGGCGAGGACUACGAGGAGUUGGACAGGUACAACCGCCAGGGCCGCACGGGCCGGGCCAGCGGUCGCGGAGCCCAGCAGAGCCGCCGAGGAAGCUGGAGGUACAAGAGGGAAGAAGAGGACCGAGAAGUGGCAGCUGCCAUCCCCUCGGUGGCCGCACAGCAGCAGCAGCAGCAGCAGCAGGACACACGCAGGAAUGAGGACCAGGAGGAGGGCAGCAGGCCCAGGAAGGAGGAGGCAGGUGCGCGGGGUCCUGAGGAGCCCCGGGGCCCCCGGCGCCCGCCCCGGACUCAAGGUGAAGGCCCAGGCUCCAAGGAAGCCUCAAUAAAUGGUCCUGUGAGCCAAGAGGCCUUGCCAGCAACUGGCUUGGCUGCAGCAGCCACAUUCCCAAGUGCUCUCCCGCCCCCCACUUCAAAGCUCAAGGACGAAGACUUCCCCAGUCUCUGUGCCUCCACUUCUUCCCCCUGCUCCGCAGCAGCUGCCCUGGGCCCCAUGGGGCUGGCGCUGGCCUACUCUGUCCCCGCCAGGGGCAGGAGCACCUUCCAGGAGGAGGACUUUCCUGCCCUGGUGUCCUCUGCCUCCAAGCCCAGCACUGCCCCCACCAGCCUCAUCUCUGCCUGGAACAGCAGUGGCAGCAAGAAGGUGGCGCAUCCCGCCCCAGGGGCCCAGUCUGCCAGCGGGGGAAGCCAGCCCUCCAGGAAGGCUGGGAAGGGGGGUAAGGGUGGUAAAAAGAGCGGACUGCCCCGCACGGAGGAGGAGGAGGAGGAGGAUGGCCGCUCCGGCCUCACCACCCAGGAGCUGCGGAGUGUGCCCACGACAGUCGCUGUCUCUUCCCUGCUGGCCGUGGCCUCCACCCAGACCUUCACCAAGGUCGGCAAGAAGAAGAAGGUGGGCUCCGAGAAGUCGGGUGCCUCAUCUCCCCUGCCACUGCCCCCUGACAAAGAUGGGCCCCCCGGGGCUGAGCAGGCCCCCGCGGCCCCCACUGGCAGAGCUGAGGGGUCAGCUGCUGUCAUCGUCAACGGACGCACAGAGGGGCUCGUCCCAGCUCGGAGCGCCCCCAAGGAACCCCCUGGGCUCCCGAGGCCCCUGGGGCCCCUCCCCUGCCCCACGCCCCAGGAAGACUUCCCAGCGCUCUGCGGCCCCUGCCCGCCCAGGAUGCCCCCGCCCCCAGGCUUCAACACCGUGGUGCUCCUGAAGGGCGCUCCGCCUCCACCUCCACCGGGUCUGGUGCCCCCCGUCAGCAAGCCACCCCCCGGCUUCUCUGGCCUUCUGCCUAGCCCCCACCCGGCCUGUGUCCCCAGCACUACGACCACCACGAAAGCGCCAACACCCGUGCCACAGGCCUACCUGGUCCCCGAGAACUUCCGAAGGAACCUGCAGCUCAUCCAGUCCAUCAAGGACUUCCUGCAGAGCGACGAGGCCUGCUUCAGCCAGUUCAAGAGCACUCGGGACAGUUCACAGACAGGGCGUGAUCUCCGCAGCCCGUAUUACAAGAGCUGCCGGGACCUGCUGGGGGAGAACUUCCAGAAGAUCUUCAACGAGCUGUUGGUGCUCCUGCCCGACACGGCCAAGCAACAGGAGCUGCUGUCUGCACACACAGACUUUCGAGGCCGUGAGAGGCCUCCCAGCACCAAGGCCAAGAAGAACAAGAAGAGUGCAUGGCAGGCCAGCACCCAGCAGGCGGGCCUGGACUGCUGCGUGUGCCCCAUCUGCCAGCAGGUGCUCGCGCACGGCGAUGUCAACAGCCACCAGGCGCUGCACGCCGCCCGGGACGACGACUUCCCCUCCUUGCAGGCCAUCGCCAGGAUCCUCACGUAGCUCCCGGACGUAGCUCCUGCCAGCGCAGGCAGGAGCCGCCACACCCAUGAGCCUCCUUUCUCCCUCUUCCUCCCUCUGGGCUGCCAGGCAGCCAGGUAAGGGCCCUGGUGAGGCCACCCGCUCAGGCCCUCAGCUGGCCAGCCUGCCAGGGAUCACCAGGAAGGCCCGCCCCACCUGUCAGCACACCGUCAUGCAGGAGUCCAUCCUGGUUUUUCUCCUGGGAACUGGAGAAGACCCCUGCCUCAGCAGCAGGCCUAGUCUGGGUUUACAUCUCGUGCUUUUGGAAGGUGCGGGGACGGGAAGGGCUGGGAUUGCCAGGGACCUGUGUGUGCUUGUCAGAGCCGGGUGGCCACAGUGGCCCGAUCUGGGACUGCCUGAGCCUGAGGGCUGCGGCACUGUGGUCCCUGAGCUGUGGGGCCACGGGUGCUGGAGUCAGAUGUUGAGUGUGUUGUGUAAAACAGUGGCUGUUUCGUUAUUCAAGAACGUUCAGGAUUAAAAGCAGACACGAAAUUG